GGAAAAAAAAGAGCGAGAGACAAAGAUCGCAAUAGAAAAUGUCGAAACACAAAAAAAGCUUCCACAGAACUCUCUCUGCUGUCAACAGCAGUUCAUGCAGCAGUUUUUUUUUUCCAACUGUUUUUACCUAUGAUUAUUAGAUUAAGACAUAUAGUUUCUGGUAUUCCUGGUGUAAAUGGACUUCCGGGAUCCACUGGGGCACCCGGCCAUGAUGGCCGAGAUGGAAUUAGGGGAGAACAGGGAAGUCCGGGGAAGACUGGGCCUCAGGGACCUACUGGUGCGAAAGGAAUGAAGGGAGAACGCUGUAUCACAGGUCCUGUCGGUCCCAAAGGAGAUCGAAGAGAGAGAGGUGACAGUGGAAUCCAAGCAGGGCCACAUAACAAGUGUUCCCACUUAAAUUGGAAGGAGUGCACGUUUACAAGGGUAGAUGGCAAGGAGAGGAGUAUAAGUAAGUUGUCAGUUAUAUUACAGUUGUGUGACAGAAUAAAAACGAAUAAACUCUUAAAUUAUAAAGGUCAGACCACUCCUAAUUGAGAAAAUUUUACAAAAACCGAAGAUUGACAGCGCGAGAAGUACGGAUUAUGCAGUAGGAUUUGUUCAAUGUGGGUCCGUGUAUUACUGUUGUGAUAAGUUUAAGUUCUUUUCUUUUAGUCGGUGAAUUGUAAGACCAAUAAUAUAAAAUCAUUUUAUUCUUUUCAUAAGUUAUGCUAAGCCAUAUUCAGCUAUAUUGUAAGAGACCGGUUGCAAGCCUUCUAAUUCACGGUUUUAUACAGAUGACUUAGACUCUGAUCACGCGAAACUUUAAUGCAAAAUAGGUUUAAUUUUAAGAGAGGUGCGAAGAUUGUAAACGUUUGCUCUCGCUCAAGGCCAGGAUUCGUGGCCUUUAAUAUGUAGCUUUAUCCAAACUUAAGCGGAGCUCUCUUAGUCAGCGUAUAUCAUCUACAAAAAGCGAAACCUGAAUACAUAGUGAAUUUGAGUCGGCGAUACGGUCAAUUGAUAACUUGAGCAGAUUCAGGAUCUAAAUAUUUUAUUCGAAGUGUUCAAUUAGUUUAAAAUGUUUCUGAUGAUGCUCCUUUUGCGACUGUCUGUUUACACUAUCAUCUUUAUCAACUAUAACUCAUUUUAUUUUGAUAACAAUCAACAAGUCACUCGUUCUGUUUUCCUUGCGGUAGAGCUGUCAGUUCAUGAAGAAUUAUACACAAACGGCUCUCCAUGUCUACUUCGCUGCAUGGUAA
This is a messenger RNA of Porites evermanni, 1235 nucleotides long. The record is from the annotation of a GenBank genome assembly. Lineage: Eukaryota; Metazoa; Cnidaria; Anthozoa; Scleractinia; Poritidae.